Hemicordylus capensis (graceful crag lizard) is the source of this 12443-nucleotide messenger RNA. RefSeq names its product mucin 2, oligomeric mucus/gel-forming (gene MUC2). Gene Ontology annotation, cellular component: extracellular matrix. The transcript is spliced from 53 exons. Gene Ontology annotation, molecular function: protein binding. Lineage: Eukaryota; Metazoa; Chordata; Lepidosauria; Squamata; Cordylidae. The record is from RefSeq and is a predicted model, not a curated record. Bases 1 to 12345 code for a protein of 4114 amino acids.
AUGGGGCUAAGGCUACUCAGCCUUUUAAUGCUAUGGCUGACCCUUUGCUAUGCCAAUCAAAUUAAAAAAGGAAGAAACCCUAACCAUGGCAACUAUGUCUGCAGUACCUGGGGAAAUAACCACUUCAAAACUUUUGAUGGUGAUUUCUACCAGUUUCCUGGUGUCUGUGAUUACAACUUUGUUUCUGACUGCCGAGAGACUUUCAAGGAGUUCUCUGUUCAUAUCCAGCGUGAGCUGAAUGACCAAGGGCACCCUGACAUCCAAUUUGUUCUUCUCACAAUUAAGGAUGUUGCAAUCUAUCUAACUCACAAGAUGGUUGUGGUGGAUGGGCAAAUUGUAAAGACUCCAUACCAUAGCUCUGGUGUUCUGGUUGAGAAGAAUGAUAUAUAUACUAAAGUCUACUCCAGAGUGGGCCUGAUUCUGAUAUGGAACAGAGAAGAUGCCUUGAUGGUUGAGCUUGACACCAAGUUUAACAACAAUACAUGUGGUCUUUGUGGGGAUUACAAUGGCCAGCAGCUCUACAAUGAAUUUAUUUCCGGUGGCUUGAAUUACAACCCAAUCACAUUUGGAAACCUACAGAAGAUUCAUAAUCCCAACAAAGUAUGUGAAGACCCUGAUGAGGCACAUACUGUUGAACUCUGUGACCAGCAUCGGGAUGAGUGUGAAAAGCUGUUGACUGCUCCUGCUUUUGCGGAUUGUGCGUCCCACCUGAAUCUGGAAUACUAUAUUCAAGCUUGCAUGCAGGACAAAUGUGCCUGCCAGCAAAAGGAGGAUUCCUUUUGCCUCUGCAGCACAAUCUCAGAGUACUCGCGUCAAUGUUCCCAUUCUGGAGGCAGGCCUAAGAACUGGAGGACACCACAACUGUGCCCCAAGUCCUGCCCUGAAAACAUGGUCUACCUGGAAAGUGGUUCACCCUGUAUGGACACCUGUUCACACAUGGGGAUCAGCAAACUCUGUGAAGAGCACUAUAUGGAUGGCUGUUUUUGCCCAGAAGGCACAGUGUAUGAUGACAUCACCGAGAAAGGCUGUGUGGCCACAAGCCAAUGUUCCUGCAAACUUCAUGGGAAACUAUAUGCCCCAGGGCAGAAAAUUUCACGUGCAUGUGAAAAGUGCACCUGUGAAUCAGGUAGAUGGGUGUGCCAGGACUUGCCAUGUCCAGGUACAUGUGCACUGGAAGGAGGAAGUCACAUUACCACCUUUGAUGGGAAGAAAUAUACUUUCCACGGAGACUGCUACUAUGUACUGGCCAAAAGCAAUAAAAAUAACUCGCAUGUCCUUUUGGGAGAGCUGGGCCCAUGUAGUUCUUCAGACAAACAGACGUGCCUGAAGUCGGUAGUGCUGUUAUUAGACCACAAGAAAAACGUUGUAAUUUUCAGAUCAGAUGGCACCAUAUUGCAGAAUGAGAUGGAGCUCCACUUGCCCCAUACAUCAGCUAGCUUCAAGGUUUUCCAGCCAUCUUCCUACUACAUUAUUGUGCACACAGAUUUUGGCCUCAAUCUGCAGAUCCAGUUGGCUCCAAUUGUACAGUUGUUUGCCAUUGUGGAUCAGUCUGCUAAGGGAAGUCUCCAAGGUCUUUGUGGGAAUUUCAAUGGAAUAGAAGGUGAUGACUUCAAAACAUCAGGUGGAUUGGUUGAAGCAACGGGGGCUGCCUUUGCUAACACCUGGAAAGCACAAUCCAGCUGCAGUGACAAAGUGGACACUUGGGAACACCCUUGCACUCUUAACAUUGAAAAUGAAAAUUAUGCUGAACAUUGGUGCUCUUUGCUGAAAAGUACAGAAAGUCCUUUUGCCAGGUGUCACUCAGCUGUUGAUCCAACAGAUUAUUAUAAGCGAUGCAUGUACGACACCUGUAGCUGUAAUGCUAAUGAAGAAUGCCUGUGUGCUGCGCUGUCAUCUUAUGCAAGAGCCUGUGCCUUCAAAGGAGUAAUGCUGUGGAACUGGAGAAGUGUUGUCUGCAACAAGGAAGUGUCCUCUUGCCCAGCAACCCAGGUCUUCCACUACAAUCUGACCGCAUGCCAGCAAACCUGCCGUUCUCUUACUAGUGGUGAUAAGUAUUGCUUGCAAGGCUUCAUUCCAGUAGAUGGCUGUGGCUGCCCUGAUAAUACCUACAUGAAUGAUAAGGGCAACUGUGUGUCGAUGGCGGACUGCCCAUGUCAUUACAAAGGCAUCUCCUUACAUCCUGGGGACAGUUUCAUGAAACAGGAUGAGCACUGUGUUUGCAAAAAUGGAAGACUUCACUGUGUACCUGUAACUUUUCAAUUGAAAAGUGUGAUCUCUAUUUAUUUUACAGAAUGUUCACACAACAAGACCUACUUUGACUGCAAUAACAUUGGUUCAUCUUCCCAAACACCAAUACUGCUUAGCUGCCAAACGCUGGGUACCGAUCACUUCCAAACAGAGUGCAUCUCAGGGUGUGUCUGCCCUGAUGGACUGAUUGAUGAUGGCAAAGGCGAAUGUGUGGAGGAAAAAGACUGCCCAUGUAUUCAUAACAAGGAAUUCUAUCCCUCUGGAGAAACAAUAAAUGUGGGAUGCAACAAUUGUACUUGCCAAAGUGGAAGCUGGAACUGCACCAACUCUGUGUGUCAUGGGACUUGUAUCAUUUAUGGAAGUGGCCAUUAUAUCACCUUUGAUGGAAAAUACUAUGAUUUUGAUGGUAACUGUGAAUAUGUGGCUACUCAGAAUUACUGUGACAAUCAGCCGUCCCUGGAAACAUUUAGUGUUCUCACAGAAAAUGUCCCAUGUGGAACCACUGGAGUCACCUGCUCUAAGGCCAUUAAGUUGUUUAUAGGGAGAACUGAACUAAAGUUGGAAGAGGGAGUAGCAAUUGAACAUGACCUUGACAGCCAGAUGACUUAUUGGACUUAUGAAGCUGGGCUGUACCUUGUGGUUGAAGCCAGCAAUGGUAUUAUGCUCAUCUGGGACAGGAAGACUACUAUUUUCAUCAAGCUGACCCCUUCUUAUAAAGGCAAUGUCUGUGGCUUAUGUGGCAACUUUGAUGAUAAAGCCAACAAUGACUUCACAACAAGGGACAUGGUUCAGACCGAAAAUGUGCUGGAUUUUGGAAAUUCAUGGAAAAAGGAUUCUUUUUGCCCUGAUGUGACAGCAGAGAUCCAGCCUUGUGAAAAGAAACCUCAUCGUAAAUCCUGGUCAGAGAAAGCGUGUGCCCUCAUCAAAAGUGAAGUUUUUGCUAUAUGUCAUCACAAGGUGGACCCACAGCAAUUCUAUGACGCUUGUGUACAUGAUGCUUGUGCCUGUGACUCCGGUGGGGACUGUGAGUGCUUCUGUACUGCAGUUGCUGCCUAUGCACAAGAAUGCAUCAAAGCUGAAGCUUGUGUCUACUGGAGGACUCCAGAUAUAUGCCCAAUCUUUUGUGACUACUACAAUCCUAGUAGAAAUGAAUGUAAAUGGCACUAUGAACCAUGUGGAAGCAACGUGAAAACUUGCAAGAUUCUUAAUCAUGUUAGCACCAACUUUUCAACAUCAUAUUUGGAAGGUUGUUAUCCACGAUGCCAUCCAGAUAAACCAGUCUAUAUUGAAGAGACCAACACAUGUGAGACAGAGGAUUAUUGUGGAUGCUACAUUCCACAUAACCACCCACAUAUUCCAUCUGAUGUUCCACCUUACUUUCCACCCAACCAUUUUAUACCCACAAAUAAACCAUGUAUGGAAUGUGUCUGUCUCGCACCAGGUGAAAUAAAAUGUACACCGAAGACAGGCUGCUGUGAAUAUAAUGAGACUCUGUACACUGAGGGAUGGAGCAUUAUUGUGCAAAAUGGAUCAGUCUGUCAUAACUUUACAUGUUUAAACAGCACUAUGGUGCAUAUAGAAGAGUAUAGCUGCACUACUUCCACCACAAUCCCCACAACUACCUUUUCAACUACCUCUUCUACCACUGUUACUGUGACUACCACAGCUUCCACCACCACAACUACUCCAAUGUCAACAACAACUCCGUGCUAUGAACUUGUCUGCGAAUGGAGCCAAUGGUAUGAUGUUAGUUUCCCCAAACUUGAACCAGGAGGUGGUGACUAUGAGACAUAUGAUGCCAUAAGGAAUAAAGAUGCACAUUUUUGUUCAGCCCCACAAGACAUACGGUGCAGAGCAGUAAAUGCACCUGACCAAAGUCUGCCAGAACUGCAACAAAAAGUGGAGUGUAAUGUUACUUAUGGGCUCAUUUGUAGAAAUGAAGACCAGGACAAGAGCUUGUGGGACCUCUGCUAUAACUAUGAGAUACAAGUCAAUUGUUGUACUAUAAAACCGUGUAUUCCCACCACAACUCCCACUACUACCUCUACAACCACUUCUACUACUACUUCUACCUCUACCUCCUCGCCAUCUACCACGACACCAACUACCACUCCUACCACUACGUCCACAUCAACUCCAACUCCUACGACCUCAGUGUCACCUUCCACAAGAUCAACUCCCACUACAGCAUGUGUCCCUACAUGUGACUGGAGCAACUGGAUUGAUGUGAGUUACCCACAAUAUGGCCCAGAUUCUGGGGAUUAUGAAACCUAUGAAAACAUCAUAGCACACAACAUAACGAUCUGUGAUGCUCCACAAAACAUAUCAUGUCGAGCAGUGAAAUUUCCUCAUGAUUCCUUUGAAGAUCUGGGACAAAAAGUGGAAUGUGAUGUUAAGACUGGGCUUACAUGUAACAAUAAAGAUCAAGUUGCUGGACCUGUGGUACCUGUACCGAUUUGUCUCAACUACGAGAUAAGCGUCCUCUGCUGCCAACUUGAAUGCUCAACGACAACAGCAACCACCACCCCAACCACGACUCGUACGACUCCUACCACCACUACAACUCCCACUACCACCACCACCACAGAAACCACAACUACCACCACCACCCCAACGACUACUUCUCCAACCACCUCCACUCCAUCUACUACUACCUCUACAACUAUUCCUACCACUACUACUACAUCACCCACUACCACUCCAACUACUACUUCAACAACCACCAUUACAACUACCACCAAUCCAACUACUACUACCACCACUACAUCUCCUACUACCACUCCAACCACAUCCACUACUCAUACAACUCCUACCACCACUACUACAAUUUCCACGAAUGCUACUACAAUACCUUGUACAACAGAAGCACCAGAGGAUACUACCCCUCCAACUAAUAUUCCAACAACCACCAUUACUACAACUACCACCACUACCACUACUCCUACCACUCCAACUACUACUCCUACAACUACCUCUAAAUCAACCACUACCACUCCAACUGCUACUCCAACAACCACCAUUACUACAACUACCACCACUCCCACUACUACUACCACCAUUACAUCACCCACUACCACUCCAACUACUACUCCUACCACUACCUCUACAUCACCCACGUCCACUCCUACUACUACUCCUACCACUACCUCUACAUCACCCACAUCCACUCCAACUACUACUCCAACAACCACCACCACUCCAACUACUACUCCUACCACUACAUCACCCACUUCCACUCCAACUACUACUCCUACCACUACCUCUACAUCACCCACUACCACUCCAACUACUACUCCAACAACCACCAUUACUACAACUACCACCACUCCCACUACUACUACCACCAUUACAUCACCCACUACCACUCCAACUACUACUCCUACCACUACCUCUACAUCACCCACCUCCACUCCAACUACUACUCCUACCACUACCUCUACAUCACCCACGUCCACUCCAACUACUACUCCUACCACUACCUCUACAUCACCCACUUCCACUCCAACUACUACUCCAACAACAACUCCAACUACUACUACCACCACUACAUCACCCACUACCACUCCAACUCCUACUCCUACCACUACCACUACCUCUACAUCACCCACUUCCACUCCAACCACUACUCCAACAACAACAACUCCAACUACUACUACCACCACUACAUCACCCACUACCACUCCAACUCCUACUCCUACCACUACCUCUACAUCACCCACUUCCACUCCAACUACUACUCCAACAACAACUCCAACUACUACUACCACCACUACAUCACCCACUACCACUCCAACUCCUACUCCUACCACUACUUCUUCUACCACUCCAAUUCCUACUCCUACCACUACCACUACAUCACCCACUUCCACUCCAACCACUACUCCAACCACCACCACUCCAACUACUACUACUACCACCACUACAUCACCCACUACCACUCCAACUACUACUCCUACCACUACCUCUACAUCACCCACUUCCACUCCAACCACUACUCCAACCACCACCACUCCAACUACUACUACCACCACUACAUCACCCACUACCACUCCAACUCCUACUCCUACCACUACCUCUACAUCACCCACUACCACUCCAACUACUACUCCUACCACUACCUCUACAUCACCCACUUCCACUCCAACCACUACUCCAACAACCACCACUCCAACUACUACUCCUACCACUACAUCACCCACUACCACUCCAACUACUACUCCAACCACCACCAUUACUACAACUACCAUCACUCCCACUACUACUACUACCAUCACAUCACCCACUACCACUCCAACUCCUACUCCUACCACUACCUCUACAUCACCCACUACCACUCCAACUACUACUCCUACCACUACCUCUACAUCACCCACUUCCACUCCAACCACUACUCCAACCACCACCACUCCAACUACUACUACCACCACUACAUCACCCACUACCACUCCAACUCCUACUCCUACCACUACCUCUACAUCACCCACUACCACUCCAACUACUACUCCUACCACUACCUCUACAUCACCCACUUCCACUCCAACCACUACUCCAACAACCACCACUCCAACUACUACUCCUACCACUACAUCACCCACUACCACUCCAACUACUACUCCAACCACCACCAUUACUACAACUACCAUCACUCCCACUACUACUACUACCAUCACAUCACCCACUACCACUCCAACUACUACUCCAACUACUACUCCUACCACUACCUCUACGUCACCCACUACCACUCAAACUACUACUGCAACCACCACCACUCCAACUACUACUCCUACCACUACCUCUACACCCACUUCCACUCCAACCACUACUCCAACAACCACCACCACUCCAACUACUACUACCACCACUACAUCACCCACUACCUCUCCAACUACUACUCCAACAACUACCAUCACUACAACUACCACCACUCCAACUACUACUACAACUACAUCACCCACUACCACUCCAACUACUACAACCACCAUCACUACAACUACCAUCACUCCAACUACUACUACCACCACUACAUCACCCACUACCACUCCAAUGACUACUCCUACAACUACUCCAACGACUACUCCUACUACUACCCCUACGGUAUCUGCUACUACACCAACUACAUGUGUCCCUACAUGUGACUGGAGCAACUGGAUUGAUGUGAGUUACCCACAAUAUGGCCCAGAUUCUGGGGACUAUGAAACCUAUGAAAACAUCAUAGCACACAACAUAACGAUCUGUGAUGCUCCACAAAACAUAUCAUGUCGAGCAGUGAAAUUUCCUCAUGAUUCCUUUGAAGAUCUGGGACAAAAAGUGGAAUGUGAUGUUAAGACUGGGCUUACAUGUAACAAUAAAGAUCAAGUUGCUGGACCUGGGGUGCCUGAACCAAUUUGUCUCAACUACGAGAUAAGCGUCCUCUGCUGCCAACUUGAAUGCUCAACGACAACAGCAACCACCACCCCAACCACGACUCGUACGACUCCUACCACCACUACAACAAUUCCCACUACCACCACCACAGAAACCACAACUACCAUCACUACCACCACACCAACAACUACAUCUCCAACCACCUCCACUCCGUCUACUACUACCUCUACUACUAUUCCUACCACUACUACUACAUCACCCACUACCACUCCAACUACUACUCCAACAACCACCACUCCAACUACUACUACCACCACUACAUCACCCACUACCACUCCAACCACUUCCACUACUCAUACAACUCCUACCACCACUACUACAAUUUCCACGAAUGCUACUACAAUACCUUGUACAACAGAAGAACCAGAGGAUUCGACCCCUUCAGGGACGAUGCCUACAACCACUACCACUUCAACACCUACAACAACCAUCUCAACAACUGCAACAACUACCGCUCCGACUCCAAGUACCACUACACCUACAACCACCACUUCUGAAACCUCAAUAAUAACUACCACAACAACUCCUCCAACAACCACCACCACCGAGACUCUACCCACUACCACAUCAACAUCUACACCUACAACAACCAGCUCAACUACUACUGCAUCAUCCACCACCCCCACUCCUUCUGAAACCCCAACAACAACCACUACCACUUCAACCCCAACAACUACCACUCUGACUCCAAGUACCACUACACCUACAACCACCACUCCUGAAAUCCCAACAAUAACUACCACAACAACUCCUCCAACAACAACCACCACCGAGACUCUCCCCACUACCACAUCAACAUCUACACCUACAACAACCAGCUCAACUACUACUGCAUCAUCCACAACCCCCACUCCUUCUGAAACCCCAACAACAACCACUACCACUUCAACCCCAACAACUACCACUCUGACUCCAAGUACCACUACACCUACAACCACCACUUCUGAAACCUCAACAAUAACUACCACAACAACUCCUCCAACAACGACCACCACCGAGACUCUCCCCACUACCACAUCAACAUCUACACCUACAACAACCAGCUCAACUACUACUGCAUCAUCCACAACCCCCACUCCUUCUGAAACCCCAACAACAACCACUACCACUUCAACCCCAACAACUACCACUCUGACUCCAAGUACCACUACACCUACAACCACCACUUCUGAAACCUCAACAAUAACUACCACAACAACUCCUCCAACAACAACCACCACCGAGACUCUACCCACUACCACAUCAACAUCUACACCUACAACAACCAGCUCAACUACUACUGCAUCAUCCACCACCCCCACUCCUUCUGAAACCCCAACAACAACCACUACCACUUCAACCUCAACAACUACCACUCUGACUCCAAGUACCACUACAUCACCCACAACCACCACUCCUUCCGAAACCCCAACAAUAACAACCACAACUCCUCCAUCAACUACCACUGAGACUCAACCCACUACCACAUCAACUUCUACAUCUACAACCACCUCAACAACAACUCCAACUACCACUUCAAGUACCACUACAUCACCCAUAACCACCACUCCUUCUGAAACCCCAACAAUAACGACCACAACAAUGCCUCCAUCAACCACCACUGAGACUCAACCCACUACCACAUCAACGUCUACACCUACAACCACCUCAACAACAACUCCAACUACCACUCCAAGUACCACUACUUCACCCACAACCACCACUUCUUCUGAAACCCCGACAAUAACAACCACAACAACGCCUCCAUCAACCACCACCAAAACUCUACCCAAUACCACAUCAACAUCUAUACCUACUACAACUACUUCAACAACAAUCCCACCGACAACUUCCACUCUGACUCCAAGUAUCACUACAUCACCCACUACCCCCACCCCAUCUGAAACCCCCUUUCCAACAACCACAACUCCUCCAACAAGCACAUCUAUGGAGACAAUUACAACUACCUCUACAACCACUGCUACUACAACAACUACUGCAUCAACUUCCACUGAGACUCUAUCCACCAGCAUGUCAACAUCUACACCUACAACAACUACCACCACCACCACCACUACUGGAAGCCCAACUACAACAAUCUCACCAACAUCAACCACUAUGUUUUCUACAUCAACAAAGUGCUACUGUGAAUGGGAAGAUGGAAUAUAUGAGCCAGGUGAAAUAAUAAAGAGAGAGAAACAUGAUGGAGUGUGUUCUGUUACCAAAUGCUCACAAUGGUGUGAGGUUGUGUUUGACUAUGAGCUUUGCACCACAACACCAACUACAAGUACAACAAGAACCAGUACAACCAUAAGCAGCACUACAUAUACAUCAACAAAUGGUACUACGAUAACCACCUUAACGCCCAGCAUCUCCACUGAAAUAAAGUCUACUACAGAAUCUUCUACAACACCUGCAAUUCCAUGUUAUCCUGAUACUCCGCCAGGAGACAUCUGGUCCCCUUGUAAUUGUACCAAGUUCAUAUGUAUUUCAAAUAACACGUGGCAGAUGGUUCAUCAAGAGUGCGUUGUGCCACCCAAGCCCAAGUGUUCCAAUGGGCUUGCCCCUGUGCUUGUGUUGGACGAUGAUGAAUGCUGCUGGCACUGGGAAUGUGACUGCUACUGCACAGGCUGGGGAGACCCACAUUAUAAGACAUUUGAUGGAUUAUACUAUAGUUACCAAGGCAAUUGUACCUACACCUUGGUGGAAGAAAUUCACAAACAUGUUGACAACUUUGGGGUGUACAUUGACAACGUCCACUGUGACCCACGAGAACCAGUCUCUUGUCCACGCACACUUGUUGUGAGGCAUGAAACCCAGGAAGUGAUCUUAAAAACCGUGCAGCUGAUCCCUCUGGAAGUACAGGUGCUUGUAAACAAGAACGUGGUGGCUUUACCUUAUGAAAAAUAUGGCCUGAAAGUGUUUAAAUUGGGUAUAAAUUAUGUGGUGGAAAUCCCUCGAUUGGGGAUGAAUGUCACCUACAAUGGCAUGGCCUUCACAAUUAGAUUGCCCUAUAAGCUUUUUGGCAACAACACCCAAGGACAGUGUGGCACAUGCACCAACAACACAGCAGAUGACUGUAUGUUCCGCAACAAAACUCUUGCAUCUAGCUGUGAAAAAAUGGCGGAUGACUGGGUUGUUAAAGAUCCAACCAAGCCAUACUGCCCUCCAUUCCACCGACCUGGUCCACCAAUAGUCCCCCCUGGUGGUCCCUGCAAACCAUCUCUGCUCUGUGAUCUCAUACAAGGAAGUAUAUUCAAGAAAUGUCACAAAGUUGUUAGUCCUAAUAACUACUAUGCAGCCUGUCUAUACGAUAGCUGCUAUGUUCCUGGCGCUAAGAUGGAAUGUGCAAGUCUUCAGAGCUAUGCAGCAAUCUGUGCAGAUCAAGGUGUCUGCAUUGACUGGAGAGGCCUUACCAAUGGCUCAUGCCCUGUCCAGUGUCCAUCUAACAAAAUUUACAAAGCAUGUGGUCCUUCUCAAGAGGAGACUUGCAAAUCAGGCUUAGUCAACCGAACACAGAACAUUGAAGGCUGUUUCUGUCCUCAUGGAACAACACUUUAUGAUGCUGGGGUGGAUGUCUGCGUGGAAACUUGUGGAUGUGUUGGACCAGAUAAUAAACCAAGGAAGUUUGGGGAGACCUUUGAAUUUGACUGCAAGGACUGUGUUUGCCGGGAAGGAGGUGCUGGCAUUAUCUGUGUGGACCAUAAAUGUCCAGUGCCACAAAAUGACCAUUGUGAAGGAGAAGGAUUCUACAAGAUUACUGAAGUCAACCCUGAUGACAAAUGCUGUUCUAAUAUCAAAUGCGUAUGCAAUGCCAGUGACUGCUCAAGCAAGCCUCCUACGUGUGUACCAGGGUUUGAUGUUCUUGCUGAAACUCCUGCAGGCCAAUGCUGUCCUACUUAUCAAUGUAAACCUAAAGAUGUUUGCGUGUAUAAUAAUGCUGAAUAUCAGCCCGGUUCAGAAGUCUUAGCACGCAAGUGCCAGCAAUGCUGGUGUACCCAUCAAAAAGACAGCAUUACUCAACUGAACAUCAUCAGUUGUAACCAUAUUCCAUGCGACGUAACAUGUGAAAAUGGAUUUUCUCUCCAGUCAGAUCCUGAUGAAUGCUGUGGGAAAUGUGUGCAGACAGAAUGUAUUAUACAACUAAGUGAUAACAGUGUUAUCUACUUAAGACCAGAAGAACGGCGGAGUGAUCCAAAGGACAACUGCACCAUUUAUAGCUGUGUGCAGAAACACAACCAGCUGUUCUCCUCCACCUCUAAGAUAACCUGUCCACCAUUUAAUGAGAAUAAAUGCAAACCUGGCACCAUUACAUUAUUGCCUAGUGGCUGCUGUAAAACAUGUACACUUUCUGAUAAGCCGUCGCAACCAUCAUGCUCUCCCACUAAAACAAAUGACUAUAUCACUUAUGACGGUUGCCGUUCAUUGGAACAGAUCUCUGUCACUCAGUGCGAGGGGACAUGUGGAACUUUCUCACUAUACUCUGCCCAAGCCAACUCAAUGGAGCACAAGUGCACUUGCUGCAGAGAGGCAAAGACAACCACAAAAGAAACCACACUGAUCUGUGCCGAUGGGAGCAGCAAGAAACAUCGCUAUCUCUAUGUGGAAAGCUGUGAAUGUCUGGACACCGAAUGUGACAGCUCCCACUCAUCCACUACAUCUGAUGAGAGCAAUCUAGCAACUAACAAGGAGUAGAUAACAGAGGAUUAUAGUGCUGGGACGCACUAACUGGAAGGCAGUUCAAUAGGAAAUUAAUGGUCUAAACAACCGGUUAAGAAGGGAAAAGCACAAAA